This is a messenger RNA of Radiomyces spectabilis, 600 nucleotides long. RefSeq names its product phosphatidylinositol glycan, class F, isoform CRA_f. Bases 44 to 439 code for a protein of 131 amino acids. Lineage: Eukaryota; Fungi; Mucoromycota; Mucoromycetes; Mucorales; Radiomycetaceae. Gene Ontology annotation, cellular component: endoplasmic reticulum membrane. The transcript is spliced from 4 exons. The record is from RefSeq and is a predicted model, not a curated record. Gene Ontology annotation, biological process: GPI anchor biosynthetic process.
AAAAAAGACAUCCCUUGGCAACGCGAUCCUGAGUACCCUUUCCAUGACCUUUCUUUUGUACAUUGUGAUUGUAUUGUUUGGAGCGCCAUUGACCGAGAAACUAUUCCAAACCGUCGCAUUCGCAGCAUACCUAUCGAUUGUUACUAUUAUGCCGGCAUUUGCUGCAUUGGCACCUGCGGAAGGCAAGACUUGGACCACUGUGUUCUUGCAACACUGUCCACGUACGUCUGCUGAAAUCUACGCUUACACACAAACAGUGUGUGCGUUAUCCGGAGCAUGGAUUGGCGCCAUUGUCUUACCGCUGGAUUGGGAAAGAGAUUGGCAGGUAUGGCCGAUUUCGUGCAUUAUCUCGACUUUUCUAGGUCAUGCCGUGGGCGUCAUGGCGGGUUUGGUGUGGGACAGCAUCAAAUACAUUUUCGCCAAAAGAAAAAGUGAAUAAAACUCAUACUCGAUCUUCUUCGAUUUUUGGGCCUUUUUCUUUUCUCAAGAUGAACAAUAACUUGCAACCAUAACAAACGUAUCCUUGGAAAUCAAACGAAGAAUGAACGGGAUAGAAAAGAAUUAAAAGAGAAGAAAGACUACAUGUACAGAUGAAAACGA